AUGACUUCAUCAAAGUCUCGUCCUGAUGAUCUCCAACGCCAGCACGUUUGGCUUGCCAUCGCUGCUAUAAUCAUCUGCUCUCAGAUACAACUAGCUAAUAUGACGCGAAAGGCUCCUAAACAGCCAAAGGCCCAGUGGGGUUUUGAUGAGAUUGAUGCCAUGCUCACAUAUCUUAUCACAGAGAAGUCAUCACUGGCAGGGGCAACAUUCAAAGACACGAUAUACAAUCAAGCUGCAAUAGAGAUUGCAAGCAAGCGGACACAUGGGCCUCCCAAAACUGGGGAGCAGUGCAAGAGUAAAUGGGGGACGUUAAAGACUACUUUCCAAGCCAUCCGGACGUAUCACUCUAAGUCAGGCUGUCAUUGGGAUGAUGAGCAUGGGGCCAACAUCGAUGGGCCCGCCGCUGAAGCUGUGUGGAAGGAAUAUGUUGGUAAGAAGUCCAACUCGCCCAUGAAACCAUUCAAAAAUAAUGGUUGGCCUUUCUAUUCAAAGAUGGACCAAAUCCUCCCCGAGAAGAGCACUGCACAAGGAACGGCUGCAUACAACCCUGCCCAAUCAGCUGCACCGGCCAUGGAGCAACCAGUUGCAAGCACAAGCAGCGCACCUCAUGAUGCUGACAUGAGCAUGAUGGAUGUUGAAAGCAUGGGGCCACCUCCUUUUAUUCCGAACCUCUUUCCCAUCGACACCAGCGUGGCCCAGCGGCCUCCUUUCAUUCCUGAUCUCACUCCCAUGAAGCCCAGCAUGGCCCAGCCGAACCUCGGCUGGGGUGCUCCCCCCCCUGGUCCUAUAUUUGCAGGUGGCAGUAUCAGUGUUGCCCCCCCCACGUCCGUCCCUAUGUCAUCAGGCUCCAGCACUGGCAAGCAUUCACACUCCGAGAUGACCCAAGGUCAUUCGGCUCCUCCCUCCACCACCUACACUUCAGUGUCGCAGGUGACAAAGCCGGAAUCGGAGAAGAAACCAAGGCUGUCAACAGCCAGUGGUAAGACGCGCCCAAGCACAAGCAAGAAGAACAUUCAAGACACUGCCAACACAGCUGUGUUGAUGAAUCUUCAAGGCACUAUCAACCGCCUGUCAGAUUCAUUGAACACGAACUUUGGCACUGACGAGGCUCAUGUAGCUGAACAUAGGUCGCGCACACUGAAGUUAAUGCAGUCGGCUACAGGGAUCUCGAAGGACGAUAAGGUGAUUCUCAUGCAUGUGUUCAUGACGAAUGCAGCAGCAUGUGAUACGUUCUUAGAUGUUGAUGACCCUGAGCUGCGCGAAGCAUUUUUAGAAUCUAUGAUUGCCUGUGCCAAACAAGAGAACCCUACCAUGUAG
Molecule: messenger RNA, 1317 nt
Organism: Suillus subalutaceus
Lineage: Eukaryota; Fungi; Basidiomycota; Agaricomycetes; Boletales; Suillaceae
Exons: 3
Coding region: 1-1317 (438 amino acids)
Source: RefSeq, a predicted model, not a curated record